AUGGAUGACGGGUGCUUGAUAGAUUUCCUACUGGAAGAUGAGCUCACUGUAACUAGUCCUGACCCGAAUAGUAGCCAUUCAAAAUGGCUAGCAGAUGAUGGUACCCUUGCAACAACUUCAGCUAUCACAUCCACGAAGAGCGGGAGACGUAACGGUAAAUCAAAGCCCAAGAAAAGACGCAAAGAACUACUACAGAGUCAAAUAGAAGAUCCGAUAGAAGAUUUGAUUGAUUUGAUUCUCAAAGAAGAUCGAUUAUCCCUCAACAUAGGUCGCGAUCUGCCGGAUAAACGCUUAGAAACAACGAAACCUAAGUCUGAGGGGAAAAAGAAGUCUAAAAACAAAGCCAGAGGUGAUCGUAUUGAUUUGGACCGCCGUGUUUAUGAAUCGAUUGCUAAAGACAAGUCUUUCAUGUUUAAUUUCCCUGUUAACGAAUUGUUGCCAGAUAUGGUGCCAGAAGUAACUCAAAAGAAGUCAAAGAAGAGGAAGCCUAAAGAAAAGAAAUCUAGCAAUGAUCAAGACCAUGUUCAGAGUAGACCAACCAGAGAACCUGAAUUCAUUGAGAGUUCUCCCAAACUUGUUCAGGAACCUCUUGAAAUUGAAGUUCAACACAAAGAACUAAAGAAGAGCUCUGCUAAAGACAAGAAAAGUAUUAAGAAGAAAAAGAAUAAGACUAGCAUUCGUUUUGGUGGAUCCGGGGCAUUGACUGCAGACGCGAAUAGCCCUACUAUAAAAAAUAAACAUCCAAACGAUCCUGACAGGCCCAGCGCAUCGAAAAACCAAGAUUCGCAAAUACCGAGCGUCGACUCUUCUCGUUCACGAUCGAAAAGAAGGGCAAAGGCUUCAAAACAGUCUCCAACAAAUGAUAAAAGCGUAGAGAAAAAGGUGAGAAAAAAAACAUCGACGCGCCAAGCUGCGUCGGAGGAAUGA
Molecule: messenger RNA, 927 nt
Organism: Lachancea nothofagi CBS 11611
Lineage: Eukaryota; Fungi; Ascomycota; Saccharomycetes; Saccharomycetales; Saccharomycetaceae
Source: the annotation of a GenBank genome assembly